Cydia pomonella (codling moth) is the source of this 837-nucleotide messenger RNA. RefSeq names its product craniofacial development protein 2-like. Gene Ontology annotation, cellular component: nucleus. The coding region runs from base 1 to 837 and encodes 278 amino acids. The transcript has a single exon. NCBI's taxonomy places the organism in Eukaryota, Metazoa, Arthropoda, Insecta, Lepidoptera, Tortricidae. Gene Ontology annotation, biological process: chromatin remodeling. The record is from RefSeq and is a predicted model, not a curated record.
AUGACUGGACGCAGCCAAGAAUUGUCUGAGAUUCUUAACAGAAGACACAUUAACAUCUGCUGUGUUCAAGAGUUAAAAUGGAAAGGCUCGAAGUCCAGGGAUAUCGGCUACAACUAUCAACUAUUAUAUAAUGGGUCAUCAACUACUAGGAACGGCAUCGGUGUAAUACUAGAUGAGAAUCUUAAGAACAGAAUCAUACAAAUUAACAGAAUUAGUGACAGAAUAAUGUACGUCAAAGUGGCCCUAGAUAAUCAGCCUUGUUUAAACAUUUUAUCGGUUUACGCCCCUCAAACUGGCUGUAACAGAGAAGAAAAAGAGGUAUUCUGGGAAGAGUUGCAGGAAACCAUCCAAAACAUACCAGCUACGGAAAAUAAGAUCCUUGCAGGCGACUUAAAUGGACAUAUCGGAAAAGCGUCUACCCAGGGAUGUGAUAUGCACGGGGGCUUUGGAUACGGCACAUUAAAUGAUCAAGGCAAAGAAAUACUGGACCUUGCAAACAACUUUCAGAUGCCUAUUAUUAACUCUUUCUUCGAAAAGAAAAACGAUCAUCUUAUCACAUACAAAAGUGGUAAAUUUGCUACACAGAUCGAUUAUAUAAUGUCUGAUGCCACUCUGCGCAAGUACUUUAGAGAUUGUAAAGUCAUCCCAGGGGAACCACUUACCACCCAACAUCGGCUGCUUGUAGCAUGUCUAAAACUACCAAAUUGGAGAUCCAAAUCAAAAAUAAAGCCCCGGCCCCGCAUCAAAUGGUUCAACCUGGACAAGGCCAAAGGCGAUGACCUUACUGUAAGAGUAGGAGAAUAUCUCACAGAAGAUCUCAGAGAUGUUAUAUUUUAG